Nerophis lumbriciformis (worm pipefish) is the source of this 2559-nucleotide messenger RNA. NCBI's taxonomy places the organism in Eukaryota, Metazoa, Chordata, Actinopteri, Syngnathiformes, Syngnathidae. The record is from RefSeq and is a predicted model, not a curated record.
AUGCCGAUGGUUCUGCGGUCCAGAAAAUCAGUGCACGUCGGUGAGGCAGCAGACGAAGAGGUGAGUGAAACAGAAGAAACACCCAUAGUGAGGAGGAAGUCUCCGAGCCGCCUACAGAAGAGACCAACUUACGCGCCGAACAAACCUCUACUUCGCAGCGAGCCACGUAGUUCCUCGUUGAGGUCCACGGAGUCAUCGGACUCGGACUCUGACGUUGUACAAAGUGUAGAGAUGGAGAGACCCCAGACUGAUGGGGAAGAGGAAGAGCCCGAUGACAUGGAUCUGAGGAACUGCAGCAUUAUGCUGGAACGUCUCGGUAAUAAGGCCGCCAAAAGAGAAUUUGAGGAUAAAGAUGACCUGAGCCGCAAAAGUGCAAAGCCUGCCUCCCGCAUCCCUACUAUGCUGAAACGGCCUGUCAUUGCCAGCCCAGAACUGCCUGUCUCCAAAAAAGAUCCUCCUGCUGUUGUUCAGCCUGCAAGUGCUGACACAUCAAAGUCCAAAUUGCCUGAGGCUCGUGAAAAAACACACCCCUUUCCAACAGUUCGCAUACCCAGAGUUGGUUCUGAGGUCCCUGCCAUCUUGAGGAGCUUAGAAACUGCGACAGGAACUGCACCCAAACACUCUGUUUUGUCUGAAGGACUGCAGCCCAGUCUCAUAGUUAGCCCCAGGCCUGCCCUGAGAGCAGAAGAGAAUUUCAUUAAAGAGGAAGACAACAGUCAUUACCCCAAAUUUGAGAGUUCCUCAAGUCACCUUCCUUGUGUGGAACUACUCAGCCGUAAUCCACUUCAAGAAGAAGACCCACAGAGGCCUCGUAUUGCAAUAGAGAGCAAUAUUCCUCUAAAGAUAUCCAAAGCGCUCCCUUGCAUACCCGAUGUGAGCCAAGCAGAGGCUAUUGUGAACGAAAAACCACCAUGGGAGAACGAAGACCCGAAUGCGGCGGAGUCAAAGAGCUUAAAAUCUUCAUCAGACUUCGACAGCGAGGAUGACCUGGCGAUGGGUGACUGCGGGGAUAUAAAGAAAAAAAUGGAGAGGCAAGCGAGCAAAAUAGUCAAUGAAGAUGUUGAUAUUAAGGAAAAUGCUGGAAUUCAUGACAAGUCGGCCUGGCCAGUGACGGCAGAGCAGCCUGUCAAAACCCGGUCUACCAAGUCAACAAAACGAUCCGGAUGUGGCAGCCUCAUCCUCCGCCUCUUGCUGCCGGCGACUUUGUUGCUUGUUGCGAUGCACGCAUGGCGCUUUGGCAUUCCCAUGUCGGUCAGCCAGCUCGCUGCUCAUAUGGAGCUGCACUGGCUGGAGGGCAUGGGCCCCAUUACAGAGAAAUGUAGCAAAGAUUGUAGAGUUCAUCUGGUGGAGAGUAUCCCCCAGGGUCUCUACCCGUCCAGCCCUUCACCGCAGCAGAGUACAGCGGUCAGCUGGCUCCAGCUGCUGGACAAGGCCAACAGCUCGGUCAGCAUCGCUGCUUUCUACAUGUCGCUGCGGAGCAACCUUUCGGAGUUCGCCGAAACUGACGACGCUCAGGGCAGGAAGGUCUUUGAGCAACUGAAGCAGCUCCCGUCCAAAAAUGUCAAACUCAAGAUUGCCGUGAACGGACCUCAAAAUAGGAUUCAAGACACAAGCGAAUUGGCUUUGGCAGGCGCUAAAAUCAGGGAGGUGGAUAUGACGACUUUAACGGGAGGCAUCCUGCACACCAAGCUGUUGGUUAUUGAUCAGAAGCAUUUCUACCUAGGUAGUGCCAACAUGGACUGGCGCUCUUUGACUCAGGUCAAGGAGGUGGGUCUCGUCGUUGAGGACUGCAGCUGCCUGGCUCAAGACGCUGCUCGUAUUUUUGAGGUGUACUGGAGCCUCAAUGGGUCCCUGCCACUGUAUUGGCCUGCCCGUUUCACUGCCUUAUCUAGCUCCCAGAAGCCUCUGCUGGUCAACUUCAAUGGAGUCGCCGCCAAAGUUUAUUUCUCCAGUGCCCCUCCGCAGAUCUCGGCCCGCGGGCGCUCGGACGAUCUGGCCACCAUAUUGUCCGUCAUCGACGACGCUCGAGACUUUGUUUUCAUCUCCGUCAUGGACUACCUUCCGCUGUCAGAGUUCACCGAACCACUCAGGUUCUGGCCCACCAUCGACAAUGCCCUGCGUGCAGCAGCCUGCACCCGAGGCGUGAAAGUCCGUCUCCUGGUUAGCUGUUGGGACAACUCGCCUGCCGCCAUGUUCACCUUCCUGCAAUCGCUGCUGGUUCUUAACAGGCCUUCCAUUAAAUGUGACAUUGAAGUGAAAAUUUUCACAGUGCCUUCAACAGAGGAGCAGAUGAAGAUCCCCUUUGCGCGGGUCAACCACGCCAAGUACAUGGUCACAGAGAGAGUUCUUUAUAUUGGCACAUCCAACUGGUCCGAGAACUACUUCACCCAGACCGCGGGAGUGAGUUUGGUGGUGAACCAGACCGACUCUGAGGUCAAACCAGGCCAACGGACUCUGCAGAGCCAAGCAGAAGAACUCUUCCUCCGAGAUUGGAGGUCCCAUUACUCGAGCUCGCUCUCGGCUGCUGACGUUCGGGCCUGCCCUCGCAGACCACUUUGA